GACCUCGAACCAUCUCGGACCGUUUCAUCGUGUUCCUCUCCCUUGAAUUCGAAUUCGAUCACAGUUCCCAUGCCCUCCGAGAAAGAAUUGUCUUUGUCAUCGAGUCCCCCGCCGUUUUUGCCCGAGGCAGGCAGGAUCAGUGUAACGGUCGUCCACGAGGCGUCCAAAUCGUACGGGCUGCGCCUUGCCAGGAUGGGGGGCGGCGGAGAGGACGACGGGAAACCACGGGAGGAAGACAACCAAUCCRUCUCUAUCGACAUGAUCGCCACCAAUCAUUCCAACGGGCUUCUCCGAAAYACGCCCCUCGUGGAGGGCGAUGUCCUCAAAACCAUCAACAACAAAGCGGCGGGGGACUUUUUGCUUCCGGGGAGCCCCACCGGGUACCUGCGGGGCGGGUGCUUUGGGGAGGGAGACCGUGUGACCUUUGUGGCGGAGCGAGGCAGCAACAAACACCGGGAAGGAACCAGCGAGGAGGAAGAAGGCAACUGCGAUUCGGCCGUAUUGCGUGCGUUCUGCCGAGCCACGGAAACCAGCUCGGAUCCUGCCAUGGAAGACGACGAAAAAAGGCUGGAGAGGAUCGGCCUGGGAUUUCAUCGCGUGGUAGUCGAAGACGAUGCCGACAUCGAUGA
Molecule: messenger RNA, 629 nt
Organism: Pseudo-nitzschia multistriata
Lineage: Eukaryota; Bacillariophyta; Bacillariophyceae; Bacillariales; Bacillariaceae
Source: the annotation of a GenBank genome assembly